Molecule: messenger RNA, 5962 nt
Organism: Ceratosolen solmsi marchali
Lineage: Eukaryota; Metazoa; Arthropoda; Insecta; Hymenoptera; Agaonidae
Gene: spg
Product: dedicator of cytokinesis spg
Exons: 22
Coding region: 214-5946 (1910 amino acids)
Biological process (GO): small GTPase-mediated signal transduction
Cellular component (GO): cytoplasm; plasma membrane
Molecular function (GO): small GTPase binding; guanyl-nucleotide exchange factor activity
Source: RefSeq, a predicted model, not a curated record
UGAUGCGCGGGGCAGAGGCGGAGAGGCGUACACGCGCGGCGCGGCGACCUACGUAUUUCUCGGCUGCUAGUAAGUCUCCGGUGGCCCGAGUCUGGUGGCCGGAGCUCCUCCUCUAGUACGAGCUGAGGUAGUUUGCCGUGUGUUUAGCCGCGCGGGAAUCGCGAGUGCACGGCACCUGGUAAGCGGCCCCACGGGCCAUGUAGCCGGUCAGCGAUGUGGACGACCACGAGGACGACCAAGUACGCCGUCGCCAUUUACAACUGGCGAGGCGACACGCGCUACGGCCUGCCCCUUGAAAUCGGCGAAACCCUGCAGAUCCUGGAAGAGUGCUCAGGAUGGUACAGAGGUUUCUCUAUAAAAAAUCGGGCUGUAAAGGGGAUAUUCCCAAGUUCUUACGUGCAUUUAAAAUCAUGCAAAAUCGAAAACGAAGGAUUAUUCGAAUCAGUCAUUCCUUUGGAGGAUCCUGUUGUCCGAGAAGUAACACUAGUGUUGCGAGAAUGGGGCGGAAUUUGGAAAAGGCUAUUCGUGGAUCGGGAGACCUACAAGUUCAAUACCCUUCGGAAAGUGAUGUGCGAGCUGCUGGAGUGGAGGCGCCAGUUACUAGCCGGCACCCUCACUACCGAUCAAACUCGCGAGCUCAAGUUGCAGAUAAUCAACAAGGUCGACUGGGGAAACCGGAAACUUGGUCUCGAUCUGGUACCGCGGCAGGGCGCUCAUAUGGUAGACCCAGAAUCCAUGUCUGUCAUCGAAUUAUAUCACGUGCAUGUGCAGAGCGCGGAAAACUCUCAAGGCUCGUCAGGGCGCGGAACGUUACGUCGCAAGGAGCACAAGAAAGUCCUCACCCACCAUCUUUAUUUCUGUAUGCGGGACUUUGGGCACUCGGUUGGCGAAGACGCGGAGAUUUACUUCUCGUUGUACGAUGCCAAGCGCGGCCAAUACAUAAGUGAACGCUUCCUCGUGCGUAUAUCCAAAGAGGGCUUUUCCAACUACGUCGAGAAGAUGCACAGCAACUGUACAAUAUUCACGGACCUGGGUAACGCUGACCUCAGCCGUGAUCUCUAUAUGGUUGCACACGUUAUGAGGUGCGGCAGGAUGCUGUACUCGGACUCUGGAAAGAAUAAGGCUGGGGCGGCGGUGUACAGGAGGCCACAUGGGGUUGGAGUCCUAUCCUUAAUCGACGCUACUCAAGAGCAAACCGAGGAGCUUGAACUUACCUUUAAGGUCUACCAGGGUGACGAGAAGGAGUUUCAUCAGCUCCACGAGCAGAUAAUUCGAAACAAUAAGUGUUCGCCUCUACCGGGCCAGCCGAAUUAUGGUAUCGUUGUCUCCUUCCGGGUACUGCACGGCGAGCUUUGCCAGGUACGCGACGACAACCCCCUCCUGUUCAAGAACAUCUGCUUGACAAAGAAACUUGGCUUCUCGGAUGUCAUUAUGCCUGGAGAUGUGCGCAACGACUUGUAUCUGAAGCUCGAGAGGGGCGAGUUCGAGCGCGGCGGCAAAUCCACUGGCAAGAAUAUCGAGGUAACUGUUAUGGUAUUGGAUGCCGAUGGCCAACCACUGGAAGGCUGCCUUUUUGGAGCAGCUGGAAUGGAUGGAAGUUCAGAGUACCAAAGCUUAGUAAUUUAUCAUCAUAACAGUCCGUCGUGGGCUGAAACUGUGAGACUCGCUGUACCUAUUGAUAAAUUCUACGGCAGUCAUGUUCGUUUCGAAUUUCGUCAUUGUUCUACGCGCGAGAAGAAUGACAAAAAGCUCUUCGCCUUCGCCUUCGUACGACUGAUGGAGACGGGAGGUGCGACCCUUCAAGACGGUCUGCACGAACUCUACAUUUACAAAUGUGAAGAGCGCGCAAAAUUGGAAUCGCUCAACUACCUUUCCAUGCCAAGCAAUGCUCGUGAGCCAAAUUAUCCAGGCAUCGGGCCGUUUACUCGAUCAGCUAAAGAGGCCGUAUUCGUGCAAACCUUACUCUGCAGUACCAAAUUGACCCAGAACGUCGAUCUCUUGAGCCUCCUUCAAUGGAAAGCACACCCGGAAAAGAUUUUGGAAGCUCUCGGCCGUGUUCUUCGCCUCGAUGGCGAAGAGCUCGUUAAGUUCCUUCAAGAUAUCCUCGACGCCCUCUUUGCCAUGUUUCAUACGGAAGAUGGCAAUUCUACUGCCCAUUCAGGACUUGUUUUUCAGGUCUUGGUUUCCAUAUUCAUUUUACUGGAGGAUUCGAAGUUCGAGCACUUUAAGCCCGUGAUAAAUGCCUACAUCUCGGGUCACUUUGCGGCUGCUCUCGUGUACCAGGGCCUGAUAAGCAGUGUUCAGCACUGCACCGAACGCGUGAUGGCACCUGAAAAGCAGGAGUUCAUAAUGAAGUGCUUCAGGUCGCUCGAGUACAUCUUCAAGUUCAUAAUUCAAAGUCGGCUGCUUUACGCGAGGGCGACUGCGGGUCAGUACGAGGACAGUUUCCGCAAAGAUAUUUAUUGCGUAUUCGCCGCCUUGAAUAAGAUGCUGACCCUCCCAUACGAGAUGGUGUUAUCGCUUCAGGUUGCAUUGAUGCUUUCCAUACCUGCGGUCUUCGAGCAACUCAUCGACGUUCUCUCGAUCGUCGAGGUGACGACCCUCACGUGCUCGAUGCUCGACUCGGUACUCAGGGACUCCGCGCCGCAGCUAAUACAGGCCAAACUGGAAGCUGUGAAAAAUCUGGUGACAUCCGAGCUCUUCAAAGAUGACGAGAGCAGAAAUAUGUUAUUGGCUACAAUUUGUCGUCACUUGAGGAUCCACCUGGCCAGACGGGAAGAAUUGCGCUCCUGCACGGAGAUCUUGGGUGAAAUUCUCAGUUUCAUGUACAAACGUGGGAGGGAGGGCAAGGUCAACAACUGCGUUCAUCAGGACGUGGAAACUCUUUGCCUGACGACUCUCGACGUCCUUAUACAGACCAUCCUGAUUAUCAUAAACGCCGGAGGCUCUGUCCUUAAUUGCCUCGUUGCCUGUCUCAUGGGACUGUUGCAGUUAUUAGAUGAGUAUCAUUACGCAAGGUUAUGGGAUGAGCUGACCCUCGGGGGCGAGAGAAAGCCCCUCAAAGACUUUCUGCUCAGAGUUUUCCUGGUGUUGCGGGAGCUCGUUAGACAGGAGAUCUUCCCUCCGGACUGGUUGGUUAUUAGGAUGCAAGCGAACAACAUAAUUCUUAAGUCCCUGCAAGAACUCGCCCAACCCCUUGCUUUCAGAUUUUUACAUGGAAGCUUUGAUUCUCAGCUGUGGUCGACAUAUUUUAAUCUGGCUGUUGCUUACUUAACUCAGCCAUCUUUACAGCUUGAACAAUUCUCCGAAGUAAAACGAGAGAAAAUCAUAGAAAAGUAUGGCGACAUGCGUGUGUUAAUGGGCUUUCAAAUUUUGUCGAUGUGGUCUCAUCUGGGCGAGAAAAAGCUUGAAUUUAUUCCGGGCAUGGUUGGGCCCUUUCUGGAAGUCACCCUCGUGCCUGAAAGUGAAUUAAGAAAAGCCACACUUCAUAUUUUCUUCGAUAUGAUGGAGUGUGAGCAGCGGUCACGAGGAAGUUUUAAAUCGGUUGAGUCGGAAUUGAUCGACAAGUUGGAUAUUCUUAUUAGCGAGAACAAAGGCGAUGACGAGUACAGACAACUUUUCAACACAAUGGAACAUCUCAGUGCGGUACUAUUGGAUCGAGUCCAGUCGGAGGAUCCAACUUGGAAAGAUAGCGGUACCGCUUUCAUAACUUCAGUCACGCGUUUGUUAGAAAGAUUACUCGAUUAUCGUAGUGUCAUCCAAGGCGAUGAGAAUCGUGACAAGCGCAUGUCAUGCACCGUCAAUUUAUUGAAUUUCUAUAAGAAUGAGUUCAACCGCAAGGAGAUGUAUCUCCGCUACAUUUACAAGCUACACGAUCUCCAUCUUGUUGCGGAAAAUUACAGCGAGGCCGGCUUCACAAUGAAGCUCUACGCCGAUCAACUUGGCUGGAAUUCAACCCUCCUCGCAGCCGACCAUAAUCACCCCCAACAGACGGAAUGGCAGCGCAAAGAGCUCCUCUAUCACAAGAUCAUCCAUUACUUCGACCGGGGCAAGUGCUGGGAGAAGGGCAUACCCCUCUGUAAGGAACUUGCGAUUCUUUACGAGACGAGGCUCUACGACUACUCAAAGCUCAGCGAAAUACUCAAGGUGCAAGCUAAGUUCCUGGAUAACAUACUCACACAGCUCAGGCCCGAGCCCGAGUACUUCAGAGUCGGAUUUUACGGACUCAGUUUUCCUCUGUUUGUUAGGAACAAACUUUUUAUUUAUCGAGGCCUAGAAUACGAACGAAUCGGUGCAUUUACACAGAGGCUUCAAACUGAAUUUCCAAGCGCGCAAAUAUUAAUGAAAAAUUCUCCGCCAGACGAAACAAUUCUUUCUUCGGAAGGUCAAUACAUUCAAAUCUGCAAUGUGAAGCCGAUACCGGAGGAAGACAGUCUCGGUUGUGGCCAAUUCGAGGUGCCAGAGCGCGUAGUUGCGUUUUAUCUCGUAAACGACGUUCGACGCUUCGUGUUCGACCGGCCUCUCCAUCGGGGUCAGGUAGACCGCGAGAAUGAGUUUAAGUCCUUGUGGAUCGAGCGGACGACUCUGACGACCGAAGCUAAGCUCCCUGGCAUCCUUAGAUGGUUCGAGGUCAUCGAGAAGCGCUCGGAGCUCCUCGCCCCGGUUCAGUACGCCUGCGAGACUAUGCAGAGCGUCGAGCGCGAGCUAAGGCGACUCGUCGCACAGUAUACGGCUGAGCCGCACCGAAACAUCAAUCCGUUCAGCAUGCGGCUUCAAGGCAUAAUAGACGCGAACGUCAUGGGUGGCAUAACCAAGUACCAGGAGGCCUUCCUCACGCCGGAAUUCGCCAGACUGAACACGGAGAUGGUGCCGCACGUCAACAGACUGAAGAACCUCAUUCUCGAUCAGAUGAGUGUCUUGGAGGCCGGUUUACUGCUCCACGGACAGAUAGCACCCACCGGUGUACAGCCUCUGCACAAAAGACUCAUCGAGAGAUUCACCCAACUCAAGCAGAGCUUAGGGCCGAUGACGCGGCAGCGUCUAUUGCACCAAGACAGUAUUAUCAACUCGCCGUUACCGCCGCUACCAGUGAACGAGAAGCAGCGCCCAGCCACCCUGGACUCGACCGCGCGGAUGUCACGCGCUGACAGCGACGGUCAGCUCGACGACGAGGGCUUUUACACGAGGGUCGACGGCUGCAGUAACGGCAGCGGUAGCGCUCCACCUCCAAUCCCCCAACGAGAACUGCGGCCACGUUCCGUCGGCUAUGGGACGACGCCCCCGAGGCCGACGCAUCAGCGUUCCCUCAGCAAGCCCCUUAGCCCCAAGCUAGCGCUCAGGAACUCCGUGUCGACACCCACCGACGGCUCCGAGCAGUCCAACAUGAGAAGCUCCUGGAGCGAGCCUGGCUCCGAACCCGCUCCACCGCUACCUCCUAGAGGUUGCACACCAGAUAAGAGGGACUUGAACUCGAGUUUGAUAGCACCUCCAGCACCACCGAAACGACUUUCGCACAAGCGUAAUACCGAGUGGAGUAUCGAGGAUGAUCAGCGUCAUUCCAAUGAGCUUCAUGAUCUUCGUGACAGUGGCAUCUCCACGCUCUCGAGUCUCUCGGACUUUCAAUCUCAACUAUCAAAUCUCAAUAAUCUGAGUUAUGAAGAUUUCGAGCCCCGAACUAGAACUAACGACACCAUGAAUAUUUCACCUCCGUCUGUAAUAAGUGCCAUGAGCACUUCUACCAUCAGUUUCACCAACGUCAUUUUCCAAGAGCCCAAUCCACCACCCAUACCUCCGAAAGCUCACCAAGACACUCCAUCGGCCCCGUCGACGCUGGAACGCACGACCAACCGCAAUCAUGGACUAUCAACCGUAGCGCACAUUGACAACUAUUCGGUGCCGAAGCUACAAGCUCUAUCAGUUGCUUCGGACUCGGAAAGUACGGUUUAGAGAACAAUGUCGAUCG